Plectropomus leopardus (leopard coralgrouper) is the source of this 9744-nucleotide messenger RNA. It is a transcript of the gene map3k21, whose product is annotated as mitogen-activated protein kinase kinase kinase 21. Gene Ontology annotation, biological process: protein phosphorylation. Lineage: Eukaryota; Metazoa; Chordata; Actinopteri; Perciformes; Serranidae. Gene Ontology annotation, molecular function: protein binding; JUN kinase kinase kinase activity; ATP binding. The record is from RefSeq and is a predicted model, not a curated record.
UCCGUCUGGCGACAACGGCACCAGGGGGGUUGUUUUGAUUAAAGUUGACGGAUUUUUUCACGUUUUUAUCCCAACAUUGUUACGUCGAAAUACGCGAUGAUUUGAUGUGCUGCCUGAGUGUUCACCUGUCGUCUUUUCGUCACGUCCCCGAGGGAGAAACAAACUUGGGAAUAACCGAUGUUGAAGCUGAGAGGAGCAACUUUUCCAACGGGCUGACCUAUGCUAAGCUAACCCCGCUAGCCAACGCUGUGGAAACUCCUGUUAAAAGUCCACAAACCAGCAAACGAAGUUUGUGUUUCGGGAUAUGGUGACUAGAUGAUAUUUACUGGUGAGUUUCUGAGGAAAACUUGCCGCUCGAAGACUCACUAUAACCGGUCGGUGUGGACGGUGCAGGUGCACCUUUUGCGACACCUGCGAAAACUUGGUAACUUAGCUCCAUCAGCUAACUUUAGCUUGUUCGCAUUAGCAUUAUGCAGAAGCAGGGACUAUGUUUUGGACUAGUUUGUACUCUCGUUGCAGAGUUUAUUUGAGAUUCAAGAUAUGAAAUGUUGGUUUCAAACUUUAUUUUGCUGUUUAACCGUUAAAGUGGUGACAUUGGCUUAAGGGUACUUCGGCUAGCUAGCAAGUUGUUGACCCUCUUUUACCGGAGUGGCGACGUGGAUACAGGACGCUCUCUCUCCCACAGGACUUUGGACACAGUUUCUUCCUGCCUUGGACUCCGCAGGGAUAGCCUCUCUGUUAUCGGCAGCUAGUUUCUUAGAUGUGACAACAUGCGGUUUUCAAAAAGUCACAUUUUCUUGUUUUAAAGUUUUAAUUUUGUCCCAAAAGCUCUGCACCCUAUGGUGCCGCUACGGCCACCGAGAAAUGGAUGUCUCGCAGGCCGCUUUCCCAAACGGUGAAGGGCGGCCGGGCGGCGGUGGGACAGCGGAGCAUGCCUGGACAGAUACCCCCACAGUCCGGGCGUGGGCUCACUCCGCCCCGCUGUGCCCGACUCGGUCCCUGUGGACAGCCGCGUAUGACUACGAGGCAAGCGGCGAGGACGAGCUCAGCCUUAGGCGAGGGGACGUGGUGGAGGUGCUGUCCAAAGACGCAGCGAUCUCCGGGGAUGAGGGGUGGUGGACGGGUAAAAUCAACCACCGAGUCGGGAUUUUCCCCUCCAACUAUGUCACCUACCAGCCUGCUAUUUACCGUCUCCCUGCCACGAGUGGGGCUGUGGGGGCACGAGAGCAGGUCCCGAGCUCGCCCGUGCAGAUCCCCUUCAGUGAGCUGGUGCUGGAGGAGAUAAUCGGCGUGGGUGGAUUUGGCAAAGUUUACCGAGGCACAUGGAGAGAUCAGGAGGUCGCCGUGAAGGCGGCUCGGCAAGACCCAGACGAGGACAUAACAGCCACCGCCAGCAGUGUUAAACAAGAAGCGAAACUUUUCUCCAUGCUGCAGCAUCCCAACAUUAUUAAACUGGAGGGAGUGUGUUUGAAGGAGCCCAACCUGUGCCUGGUCAUGGAGUAUGCCCGAGGCGGGACACUGAACCGGGCGUUGACCGGAAGGCGCAUCCCUCCACACAUCCUGGUCAACUGGGCCGUGCAGAUUGCACGCGGGAUGCUCUACCUACACGAGGAGGCCGUGGUACCCAUUAUCCACCGUGACCUGAAGUCCAGCAACAUUUUAUUACUUGAAAAGAUUGAGAAUGACGACAUCGGGAGGAAGACCUUGAAGAUCACAGAUUUCGGCCUGGCCAGGGAGUGGCACAAAACCACAAAAAUGUCAGCUGCAGGCACCUACUCUUGGAUGGCCCCCGAGGUCAUCAAGUCAUCUCUUUUCUCCAAAGGCAGUGACGUCUGGAGCUAUGGUGUCUUGCUGUGGGAGCUGUUAACAGGGGAGGUGCCAUACCGCGGGAUAGAUGGCCUGGCUGUUGCGUACGGUGUGGCAGUCAAUAAGUUAACUCUGCCAAUCCCCUCCACUUGCCCCGAACCCUUUGCCAAGCUCAUGGAAGAGUGCUGGGACCAGGACCCCCACGUGCGUCCCUCCUUCUCCUGCAUCCUGGAGCAGCUGUCAGCCAUCGAGGAGGCGGUGAUGGCCACAAUGCCCCAGGACUCCUUCCACAGCAUGCAGGACGACUGGCGUGUGGAGAUCCAGGAGAUGUUUGAUGAGCUCAGGACCAAAGAGAAGGAGCUACGUUCCAGAGAAGAGGAGCUGACGCGGGCCGCCCUCCAGCAGAAGUCUCAGGAGGAGCUGCUAAAGCGUCGGGAGCAGCAGCUGGCAGAGCGGGAGAUCAACGUGCUGGAGAGAGAGCUCAACAUCCUCAUUUUCCAACUCAACAAAGACAAACCCAACGUGAAGAAGAGGAAAGGCAAAUUUAAACGUUCCCGCCUCAAACUGAAGGAUGGAAACCGCAUCAGCCUGCCGUCAGAUUUCCAACAUAAGAUCACCGUGCAGGCGUCACCUUCUAUGGACAAAAGGCGAAGCCUUCAUAGCACCAGCUCUUCUCCUCCCAGCAGUCCCACACUCAUCCCUCGGCUACGAGCCAUUCAGCUUACUCAAGAUGAGAGCAACCGAACAUGGGGCCGCAGCACCCUCUUCAGGCCAGAGGAGUUCGAUGAUGUUAAAAAGGGAAUCAAGAAGAAAGGAAGAACCUGGGGCCCCAGUUCAGUCCAGAGCAAAGAAAGGCCUGCUGCUGCCGAGAGAGUGCGUCCUCUGUCAGACGGCAGUAACCCCUGGUCCACCAGUCUGGUCAAGUCCCAGAAGUCUGUCCCCCUCGCUGCCCUGUUUGCUGAACAGGCAGGGGCCGGUAAAGAUGAGGCAUUCCCCCAGGAAUGUCUGGACAGCAACUCCAAGCCAAAGCAGCUCAAGUUCCCCAACCAGGUGUACAUCGAUCUACCUCUGUGGAGGGACGAGCAGCAGCCUCAGAGCCCUGCUGGGCAUUGUGGGUCAGGAGAUGCUGGGGUCGGGGCAGCGGGUCAAGGUGGCCCGCCAGAGACCCCAGAUGACCCUUACACCACCACAUCCACCUCGUCCACCUCCACCACCCCACAGCUCACCCCCACUAACAGCCUGAAGCGGACGUCAGCUCGCCGUAAGACAGACUCCGUGCUGUACGGCUGCGGCUCGCUGCUGGCUUCAGUUGUUCUCGGUUAUGACAUCAGGGAGGCUCUAAAAAACUCUGGAGAAGAUUGUGAGCCCCAGCGUGAGGAGAAAGAGAAGAAAAAGAAGGAGGGCCUGUUUCAGCGUGCGACCCGGUUCCGUCGCAGCACCUCACCACCAAGUGGUCGCCCCCGCAAAGACGAGGCGUCGUCAAACCACACCGCCACCCAGCCUGUCAAUCUCAUCUCCAUGUCUGCCAUCAUGGAGUGCAACUCCACCAAGUGCCUCUUACAGUCGGAGGCAGAGGUGUCACAGUCUAGCCCGGGGAAGGCUGAGCUCGUGGCUGCCAAUCAUCACACAGAGUCUUCACGACCCGGCCCAGCAGCUCCUACAGAAGGCCAGAGUAACAGGACAGCAGCGAACACACAGACGCCAGUGCAAACCCAAAGCCAGCCACCAGAGCAGAGCAACCACAACACAGGAACACGUCUACGCAGAAAGAAAUACACUACCAACCACAAUACCAAUGGCCCACCCACUCUGCCUCCUCCAGUCACACAGAAGAAGCAGGAGAAAGAGAAGGAUGGGGCGUCAGAGAAGCCCUCUGGCGGGGAGCCCUUCUCCAGACCGCGGCCAGUGUCAUUCCGGGCCAAACCGCACGCCUGGGCCUUGCUGCGAGGACGCAACAAGAGCUACUCCCUGGGCCAUUACUCUGGAGAGAAGACGGCACAAAACCUAAGUGUGGUGCUGUCCUCAGAGGGCUGCUCCCUGCUGGACUUGGACACAGAGGGCCAGAAACGAGACUGCACUGUGCCGCUCUGCCGCAUUCAGAGCUCCCCGGGACGGCCCUCCGUCUUCGAGCUGGAGAAAGAGUUCCUUUCUUAGGAGCCUUGAAAAGUGAUCUGCUGUGGUCGUAGCUCAUCCGAUACAAUCUAGAGUGUUUCAGAACAUACAGACAGAAUUUUUUGGCCUAAAACUCCUGGAGGGUUUAGAACCAGGCUGCCUUUUUUUCUUCCAUUUUUUUAAAAGUUCUAUAACAUAGAACCCAGCUUUGUCUUAGUUCUAGAACAUAGUGUCAGUGUUCUAGAGCGUAGUCAAGUCUGAGACUUCUCAAAGACAUCCGUGUCACAGCGGUUUUAGAGCGUGCACCCUCGUCUUACACACUGCGUUAUCUUUUUUCCCCAUGUUCCACCUGGUUCCGCCCUGCUGCGCUGUGAUUGGCUCGUACUCAUUACCGUGACACAUCCGUGUGAGUGGACGCUGUAGUGGAAGCCAGUUUUCCUCUUAAGGUUUGAUUGUGUACAUUUGCCUUGCUGUAAAAGCUGGCUUUUUUGGUACAAAUAGCUAAAAAUCUGUGUCAUCUUAAAUCGAAAUUAAGAAAAACAGAGGGUUAGGGAACUGUAUAAGACAGUGGUUCUGGACUUUUUUUAGGCCAUUGCCCCCUUAUCAUUUAUCCAGAUCCUUUACUGCCCCACAUCAGUUGAAAUAUAGGCCAUUUUUUAUGUUAUAUCAUAAGAAAAGCAUGUCAUUUAAUACCAAAUAACAGAUUUAAUCAAACUGGACAGUAGGAAUAUAUCAUUAUCAUUAGUUUCCCAGGGAGCAAUCAACAUGUGAAAUAGAAAUGAGGCAGUAUUUUGUGCUAAACAAUUGUUAGAAAUCAGACUUUAUUUAAGUCUUGUUAUUGAUCACAAACGGUAGCUAAUCAGGACAUGGUAAUUUGGUGUUAGUGCCAAACAAGACGUAAUCUUAUUAUCGCACAAUCACACUUUAGGGAAUAAAGAAUGGGGGUAGUGCUGGAUGUAAUGUACACAGAAAGCUAGAUUGCUAGCUAAUGUUAGCUAGCAAAAAAGUCUAGCUAGUGUUAGCUAGCAAACUAGCUAACACUAGCUAGCUAAUUAAUAUUGAGAGAUAUGAUAUUAUUGGUACAUUUUCCAUUUUCUUAUGUUCCAUGUCUUUUGAUUCACUGCCAGUCGGGCAGCAUUUCCCAACGGGGGCAGUUUUAUUUUCCAUGGCCAAUAUCAUGGAAUAUCGACUGCUUAAACACAGCAGCAAUCAGUUCAUUGGUCGAGGCUGCAACUUUGAGGGUAAAACCCACCAAAGUUAAACUCAACACAAUGUGAAAAUGUGAUUUUGCUUUGUCAUCUGAAUCAAAUGUUUAAUUUGCGCCAUCACUGAAUAGAAAUGAACAGGUGGCUAAUUAUUCACCAGUGUCAACUUUGUGAACAGAUGAUCAUACUCUCAAAGGGAAACAAGCAGCCUACAAAGAAAGAAAUGUGAGGUCACUGGAAAAAAAACAAGAUUAUAUGUAGGUUUUCCUAUAUUAAAGGCCUGUUGAUCAUAACUUUUGGAGGAAAUAAUCUAAAUUUCUUUUGAAGUUAGUGUGAGCCCUGCAUUUAGUGGUUCUCGUCCAGGUCCUUCACUCCAAGUUGAGGUGUCAGUCUAACAAAGAACAAGGACAGAAAAACUGUACAGUCUGCUGACCUGUAGAUGAGGCUUCUUACUGUGCAAAAAAAGCAAGAAAAAAGCAGAGUGGACAUAGGUGCAUUCUCUUUUCUAACAGGCCCUGUGCACUUUUAUGUGCAUAUGAAGAAUUGAGGCACCUUAUGAAGCAGGACCAGUACCUGCAAGCAAGGAAUGGAAAAAAAGUCUUGUCUUCAGGAGGGAAAUCCUUGUAAUAAAAUCGCUCACUGCGAGUUUAGCAUACAAUCACAAGGAUGCGAUGAGGUGAUGAGUACUAGCUAAGCACCAUCGAGCGGGACUAGGCAGAACACGUUGGAAAAAGUCUAAUGCUUACACACUGCCUUGUCUCAUUCUAGAACACACACGGUUCUGAAUUUUGAGCAGAACAUUCUGGAUCAGCAGCUCUUCCUCUGAUCCCUCGGUGCUCGACUGCCGCCUUUGUUCGCUCAUCUCUCUCUGUCUUUUUUGUUACCUUCUUCCUUUCUCGUUCUGUCGGUGCAGCUCAACGUUGACCGCUGCUGCAGCUUUUGCAACACAAUACCCUCACCUUUUUAUUUAUAUAUAUAUUUUUAUAGGUAAUUUAAUAUGAAGAGACUUGACCUUACCUUAGCAACCAGCAGGACAUACAUUCCAUGUCAGUUUCAAAGUUGUGCGAUCGCGCUUAUAGUUUUUUUUUUUUGACUUGAGAAUCAUGCAUGCGUGUACCCUUAAGAUGUUGAACAAAAAAAUCGUUAUGCCUCGUUUGUAAAUAUCUCUUUUUAUCCCAUUAUCAGCCUAAUGCUGGCGGUUGUUUUGUAUUGCGUAUAUGCUGUUUUAUGACUGUUUUAAAAGUCAGCAAUGCUGCAGUACCGUUCGUGUUCUGGGGAAAGGUUACAUACUGGAUCGCAGCAGGGAUGCAAGUUAUGUUUCCUCCCAGAAUGCCCUGAAGAUUUUAGAGAUGCAGGUAGAAAAACACUGGAAGUCCUACAAAGCAAACAUGAAAUCUUUUCACAUAAAAGUUGGAUACAUUUUUAAAAGGCCAUUGUGGUCACAUGUUGCUAAUAUGGAUUUUUCUAAGUAUUUAUAGAAACUUUUUUGGGUUAAUAUUUCCUGUACUCAGCACACUGAAGCAGAGAGGGGGAACACUUCAGUCAUGAAUGUUAAUGUCAGGAAAACCUGCCCCAAAUUAAUGAAUUUAUAUUCUAAUCCCCCCGAUGACAGCUGAUUGGCUUGAACUGUAAUGACACAGCAUAAUUUUAGAUUUAAGUCGUGCAAGGAUUACAACACAGCCCGGGAGUGACCACACGGGAUAAUUUAGUUUAGAACACUGAGUGCACACAAAAUGGCAAUACUGUAACCAGACUGUACUGUAAUACAUACUGUAAACCAGACAUACCCUGUGCCUUCUGAGGUACUUAAGUUUUAAUGAAAGUAUUAUCACGUGAGCACAAUUUGAUAAACAAAUGACGAGUUCCCAUGAUCAUGAGAUUCCUAAAAAAAUGUUAUGACAUUAAAAAAAAUAGUUUUCCAGACCUGGAAGUGGUGUGUAAUUUACAGAAUGUUUUGGAAAAGUCAUGAAUUGAUUGAAUUGAUUUUGCUAUUUAAGAAAAAAACAGUUAAAAGCAGAAAAAUCCUGAACAUGUCUUAACGUUUCUUGUAUUAUUCAUAUAAAAUCUAGUGCUGUGCUGUACAACCGUUGAAACCUCACUAGUAUCACCCUCCCUGCCUGAAAGGUGACGUUCCACGUCCCCAGAGCGAGUCUACGAAGCCAAGGGUCAGCACACCCGGGGCCCCGCUCCUGCCUGCUGCCCGGCACACAAUGCACCCGGCCCUGAUUUCCAAUCCUGCGGGUGGUGUCCUCCGUACCGGCCGAGGUACGCUCAUCUCGAGCCGGCCGUGUCAUCAGGGUCUUUGUGAAUCGCUUUUAGUCUGGCCCCUCCCCUGGGACCUCUUUGCCUUGGAUAACCCUACCAGGAGCUAACGUUCCCGACAACACAGCUCCCAGGAUCACAGGGACACGCAAACCCCCCCGCCACGUGUACAUGGCGAUUAAUAUACUGCCUAAAUACAACAAAUUUCUUGUUGAAUUAAUAAGUUAAUUAGUUAAUUAAUAAUUAAGGGAAAUUAUUUCCAAAAUUCAUUUAUUGAACAAAUUAAACCGAACACAAAAGACAACAGUAAAAAAGAAUAAUGGUUACAUUUUAACCAUCAAAAAAAUGUAGAAGUUAAAAGUUUAGUUUUUGACUGAUCCUAUCUUUUAACUAAGUCAAAAAAACCCUGAGUGCAAUAUCCCAGGCUUUUGCAGUGUGUUUAGCACUCAAGUUGACAUCACGAUAAUGACAAAAAAAUAUAUAUAUAUUGUGCAGCCCUUCUAUGCAGCCAGUUGGUGGCUGCAAGGUCCAACAAGCGAGUGAUGUUGGCAAUCGGUACCAGUUUUCUUAUCUCCAAAAGUGUACGAUUUUCAAACAACAAAUUUAUAAUACAUGGCUAAAAAGAGAGGCGGACCCCAGCCACGCUGUGUGUAGACUCUGCACCAAAAUGUUUGAUGUCUGCAUUGGGGAAGCUUCUCUGGUUAGUCUCGUUUAAGUGACAAAGCAUCCAGACAACCAAACAUUACCGCAUGUGUCCACUGUAUGUGUGAACACAAAGGCAUUCCAUAAUCCAUGCAGCACUUUGACCAUAAAGCCAUGCUGAGGGCAUAGCACACUGGAGGAAGAGCCUCAUUAUCGCGCUGCAUGGUCGCUAUAUAGGCUUACCUAUUUUAAACUACUUAAAGUUAUUGAAAUGCAGUCAAAUAUUUUGGAAAAAACGAUCUAAAAGUUUUGAAAAUGUAUUGGUAAGAAGGCAUUGUAGCCCUGAAAUUCUUUUUCUCUCCCUGACAUCGUUCAUCUGCAUCGUGGAUUUUACCCCAUUGCCAUUAUUAGUUUCAUAUACCUAAUUGCACUAAGUUUGAUCUGUUUAGUUGAGUCAUGUUUUAUAGUUUUGCUUAUUUUUAAUUUGUACAUGUUUUAUGUGACGGUUUCAGCCAGGUUUCCAUCUCAUCAAGCUCCAGAAUGUCUUGGGACAUUUUGGACAGAUUUCGGCUAAAGAGAGUGAAGACAGUUUUAUUAUCAUACUGUAACAGCCAGUUGAAUGGGUCUCUCGGGAUUAACAAACGCUUUGUUGUCUUAAUUUGUUUUACUGUUUUUUCUUCGGACCUCUGUAAGCACGAUAGUAUGGUGGAUGAAUACUGUUAUAGUCCUGUGGUCACUCCCGGGCCCUCUGUCUAAAGACUGAAACAAAUCCGCUCCUCUGUUGACUAAUUGUACUUCCCCCAAUUUAAGUCUGUUAUUGAGAAGUUCAUUGUGCCCCACGUUUGAAGGGCAAAACAAGGGCUCACUUACGUAUGAAUUCCAGAUAUACCGAUAUGAAUUCCCAAAUGGUGUAAAUAUAAUUGUGAUCCCUGAUGUGUAUAUCACUGCAGCAUCUUAUGAUUUAGAAUGUGAAGUAUCCCAUGUUCUGUAUUUUGUGACCACUGACUGUCAAAUCAACACUGUAAAGGCCUUACUAAUCACCGAGCUGGUAAAGGCGCAGUUUACAAGCCAAGAUAUCACUGAAUUUACCUGUUUUUUUCCCUUUUUUUUUAAAUGAAUUAAGGGUUAUCUGUAAAUAAUAUAAUGCACUGGUGCUGUACGUUCCCCUUAAAAUAUUGUAUUUGAGUUUGAAGCUGCAGUUUGUUGUCCACAGACACAGUGGUUAAUGAAAAGGUUAUUGAGGUUGACUCUACAUUUAAACAUUCCACUACAUUUGACAACCUGCAACACGAAUAUUUGUGAUACCGGUUAUCAAAAAGGUGCAUUAAGGCUUCUGGCUAAGGGACCAAAUUCAACUCUACCAGCACUAAAGGCUUCUCUGUCUUCAGGACCAAAACCACUAAAUGACUAGCUGCUAGUGAGGAGUUCUUGGAAACAAAACUACUCGGUACGAAAACUUAACAAAAAACUUAUGAGGCUUAUUGCUGUUGCUGAAAGACCCAUCACCUUCGGAUCAAUUAACGAGACUUCCUAAAUGCAAUACUUCCUUAAAGUCAGCGAGCAUCUCUGUCACACUGAAUGUGUCAGUUUUAUCUUGAGUUUAUCUGUUUCAGCGGAUCUUUUUUUUGUUAUCAUUACAGUAUUGGUUAUUUCACGCCUUAUUGAUCAAGAGUAUCAAGUUUAUCAACAUUUUGAAUAAAGUCUAAAUCGAGACUAA